Caenorhabditis auriculariae is the source of this 5081-nucleotide messenger RNA. NCBI's taxonomy places the organism in Eukaryota, Metazoa, Nematoda, Chromadorea, Rhabditida, Rhabditidae. The record is from the annotation of a GenBank genome assembly.
AUGCUGUAUACCGUGCUGACGUUGUUAGCGUGAGUUUUUUUAUCAAUUUUAUAAUUUUUUAUUUUAACAGAAAUCUUGCACUAAAAUUUUUUCAAUUUUCAGGCAAAUAUAUUGCAAUGGACCAAUUUUGGAAACUGUACAAAACUCGUUCAUGUUCCCCGAUUCUAAGCAUUUUGUUGAUAUGUCAUUGAAAUAUGAUCCAGGUGAGCGGAAUUUGGCUCUCGUUGAAGUUUUUUAUGAGUUUGAAAAUUUUAACGUUUUCUUUUUUCUGCUGCUCACGCCUGUUUAAGACAGUGCUACGGUGGCCGGUCAAUAUAUUGCGCCGUCAGUUUCGGAGCUACAAAAUUUUUUGAAUUUUUUUUUCUUUUUUUUUUUUGCAAUUUGUCAAGGACCAUUUUUCGAGGUUAUGAAAUAAGUUACGUCACAAAAAGUACACAAGUUUUCAUUUCCUUACCCAGAAACCUAGCUUGAUUACCGUAAUACGACCGGCCGCCUUGAAAAUUCGUGUGUUGUCAAUUUUUUCCGUAGGUAAUUUGGAUGGUUUCCGCUCUAAUUCGAUUAGAGACAAUUGGAACGAUUUUUUAAAAAAAAAAGCAAAUAACAGUAUUUUUCGAACGUGAAACAGUUUCUUCACAAUUUUGCAUACGCCUUCGAGAUUAGUUUGAUAAUAAUCAAUAUUUCUUUUCAGUAACAACGCUUCGUCAUUUUGACGAGCUUGGCGACAAGGUCAAUGACAUUGUGGUUUUGCGAGAAUUUGUAACUUCGCAUUUCGAUCCACCAGGGAGCGAAUUGAUGGAAUGGUAUCCGACAGAUUGGGUUGAUUUUCCGUCGAAUUUCCUCAAUAUCCACGAUUAUCAUCACCGGCGAUGGGCUCUGCAUUUGCAUCGAAUUUGGAGGGACCUUUGUCGCAGGGUUAGAACUUUCUCAAAAACGAGGAUGUGCGGAAUAAAAAACAGAAAGAAGUCAAUGAAAAAGAUUUAUCUGCCAAAUGUUUCAUGAGGUGAAGCUCACGAAAAAUAAGUUUUUUUUAUAGUUUUAUUUUAAUUCCAACGUCAGGGAUCAAUGCGAAACUAUUUUCCGGAGUUUUAUCUUUCAAAAAAAAAAAUCUUUUUUUCUGUUGUUGAACGAUAUUAUUUUUUUAAUUUUUGAAAAACAAAUGAAUCUCAAGAAAGGUGGUUCGAAAAAAUUUAAUUCCCAAUUUUUAUUUGCACAUCCUUUGCGCGGAGAGAUUAUUUCUUCUUUCUUGCACGAUUGUAUACAUUUUUAUUUUAGGUAAAAGACGAAGUACGCAAGCAUCAAGACCGGUAUUCAUUACUUUAUGUUCCUCAUCCUUUCAUCAUUCCUGGCGGACGCUUUCGCGAGUUUUACUAUUGGUUUGAAGCCUAAAACUCCAGUUUUUGAUUGAAUAUCCUUUCAAGGGACUCUUUUUGGAUUCUCAAAGGCCUUCUCUAUUCGGAAAUGUAUGAAACAGCACGAGGGGUUAUCAAAAAUCUGAUGUUCAUGGUGGAGAAGUGAAUUCAUCAAAAUUAUGUUUUAUAAUUUUUUUCUUUCAGUCACGGCUUCGUACCAAAUGGCGGUAGGGUGUAUUAUUUGACGAGAUCUCAGCCACCUUUGCUCAUCCCAAUGGUUUACGAUUAUUACAUGGGCACUGGGGAUCUGCAGUUUGUCAUGGUAGCUUUUUCUUUUUUCUUCUUCUUCUCGUUCAUAGACAAUCUGGAACACUUGAAAUCAGCUCAAUCUGAUCGUAACGAAAACUAAUGGACAGUGCCUUUCAAAGCAACCCCUCUAAAGUUUGAAAUGACGUCCAUUUUCGAAUUGAGCGCGAAAUUUUAAAAAUUCCCUCUGAACCUUUUUUCUUGCUCGAUAUGUUCUAAUUGACAUUCUACGUGGAAAUACUAGUUCUUAUCAUGCAUUUAUGAUCUUCAACUUUUUUUUGGUCUCGGUUUGACAGAUGGCCACGUGUCAAUCAGAGACGAUUUUCAAAGGAAAAGGCCAUUUUGCAGGACGCCCUGCCGACGCUCGAAAAGGAAUACCAGUUUUGGUUGAACCACAGAAUGUCGUGGUUCAAAGACGAAGAGGGGAACGAUAAGUUCCCAUAUUUCCAGUACAAGGCUAUUCUGAAAGUGCCGCGGCCCGAAUCCUACAGAGAAGACAACGAACUGGCACAUGGGCUCAAAACUCAUGGUUUGGAGAAAAUCGGCAAAAAAUGACAGAAAGUGACUGAAAUAUCUAGGAAUAAAAAAGUUGUUUCAAAAAUAAUGAAAAUAAGAUCAUUUUUUCGAUUUUGAGAACCUCAAACUUUAUGUCGCUUCUGAAGUAGAAUAAUGCCGUGGGAAUGUGGAAAAAGGUAUAACAAAAAGUUCAGAAGAGAAAGUUCGUAUGUGGUCGGAAGUUGCGUCGGCGGCUGAAACCGGCUGGGAUUUCUCGACCCGUUGGUUUGCCCAGGAUGGAGACGAACGCCAUAGGAUGAAAACAAUCAGGUCCUCUAUUAUAAGAUUAUUGAGGAAAUUCGGAAAAUUUGUAUCAAAAUUUGGAUAAAACCAAAUCGCACUUUCGCUCUACAAAACUGCUAGAAAGAGAGAAAAAAAAAAAGUUUUUAAAGCGAAUUGUGGUCAAUUUGGAUCUAAUUUGAUAUACGGUAUUUUGACAGAAGAAGAAAAUCAUAAAAAAAAGCUGGCUUUGAAAUUUUUUGAUUCAAGUGUAGAAGAUCUUGAAGAUAAGCUACUUUGAAAUGAUUCCGGUAGAGGUGUUGUUUCAAGAAUCUGAUUUCAUUUUUUCAGCGUAGACAGAAGAUUUUAAUUUCAUAAUGCUACACCAUUUUAUAAUAUAGCUUAUUUUUAUUCUCUAUAAAACGAUGAUUUCGGGUUUCUAAGACGUAAGUCCGAUCUGGAUUUACAAUAUCUUGACUUAGAGAAAGCGCGAAUAUUGGCGCCAAAGUGUUUCGGUCGCAUUCAAACAUCUAGCAAUUGAAAACACCUUUCUUUAUUCAUCUGCUAACUUCGUUAUUUUUCGAUAUUUUAACUAUUUUUUCAUUAUAGAACAUGGAGCGUCGUCCCCGUCGACCUCAACGCUUUUAUGUGCGCCAACUCACGAAUCCUCGCCAGUUUGUUCGAAAUCGCAGGUGGAUUUGUGCCGAAAAGACUAUCAUUUUGAUUGAUGACUUCUAGGGGAUUUCAAAAAAGUGCAAGGAUAUCAGCAACGUUAUGAAUGGGCCAAAAAAGAGAUGAAGGAAAUUCAUUGGAAUGAAACUGACGGCAUCUGGUACGAUUACGACAUUGAGAAGAAGGUCCGUGGGAGUAUUUGGUGCUGAAAAGUUCAUUUUUUAGACACAUUCCAAUAUUUACUACGUUUCGAACGCAAUUCCGUUGUACGCGAAGUGUUACGAUGACGAAGACGAGGUCACGCCGCACAAAGUUCUCAACUAUCUGAUGGUUUGAGAGUUUAUCAAUCAAAAAUCAGACUAACUGGUGUUAAACACAGAAAUAACACCUUCAAAGAUAUGUUUUAUGUUUAAAUUUCCCCUUUUCUUGUGAGGCUUUCCAAGGGACUGAUAGAGUAUUAUAAUCUGAAUAAGUUGAAGCUGUUCUUUUGAGGAUUUUACUUCAGAAAGUUUUUAUGUUUUGAUUUUUUUGUAUACCUACCAAUUUUUCGAAGUACGAGGACUAAAAAUAAAAAUAAAUUUGAAGACCAUGUUUCCAAUUAAUGUUAGUAAAGAAUCAACGCCGAAUUUUAGAUUCAACAGAUAGAAAUAAGUCAAAAAAACACUCUUGGGACCAUCGUCGCGCGCGACAAAACAUAGACGCUAGAGAUACUGUAGCCAUGAGGGCGGAGUCAGCUUCUUGAAAUCCCGAAUCCAUGAAGGCUAGAUUACCUAAAAAGGAAAAAAAUAGAAUAAGCUUUCAUCGAAUUCAGAUACAACCAUAUUCCAAUUCCUCUCGAAUCGUUUAUUCCUGUCCGUUUUCAGAGAGAAGGAGUGAUGAACUUCACAAAGGGGCUGCCAACUUCUCUCGCGAUGGGAAGCGAACAGCAGUGGGACAAGGAGAACGCCUGGCCGCCCAUGAUCCACAUGGUCAUCGAGGGGUUCAGAACCACCGGCUUGCCCGAUUUGAUGAAGGUUUGAGAGGGAAGCCCAAUAGAGAUAACGGAAGCUGAAGGUGGCUCAAAAGAUGGCGACCUCUUGGCUCGCGGUGACCUAUCAGUCGUUCAUCCGCACCCACGCCAUGUUCGAGAAGUACAACGUGACGUUGUUGACCGAGGAAGCGUCGGCUGGCGGCGGAGGAGAGUAUGAAGUGCAGGUGAGAGAAUAAUCUAUUGAAAAAUUAGUAUAUUUCUCGAAAAUCAAUUUUUCGGACUUCAUUAGGGCCUUAUCGAACACAGUCUUUAACAAGGACGUUUUUAGAGAUAUUUUGAAAAGAAGAAACAUCUAGACGCUUCAAGCCAAAGUAGAAAAAAAACAUUCGUAAAAAAAAUUUCUAAAUCUUCAAUUUUGAAGAAAAAAUCGGCAGUAAACCUUUAAUAAUCAGCCGAAUCGAAUUUUUGGAAAGUUUGGAUUGCAAAAAAACUUCACGUACUCUCAAAAAAAUAGCUUCGAGCGUGUAUUUAAUAAUUUUUUUCUUACUCGCAAAUCCGUUUGAAAGAAUUUUUUUCAGGUAUUAAAAAAAUUUUUAAAGCUUUUUUUCGUAAUAUUUUAUUAUUUAUUUUUUUCUAUCAUUCAUUUUUUUGUUUUGAAAAUUGAACGAGAGUUCAAAAAAAUAUGUGAAGAUAAAAAGAUAUCCAUAAAAAAACAUUAGCUUUCUAAAGUGUCUAGAGGUAUUCCAUUCGAGCUUGACUUUAUUAACUAAGCAUUGUAGACGGCUCUUCGCUACGAAACCUUCAAAAAAUUGCCUAAUGUUCCUUCAAAGCGCACAUAGAGCUGUUUUGAAUACACCAGAUGGUUUCAGACUGGUUUCGGCUGGACCAACGGCGUAAUUCUCGACCUUCUCGACAAGUACGGUGAUCAGUUCUCGACGAGCGCCGGAUCCCUUGCCAAAUACCCAGCUGUACUACUUCUUCUUGUAGUUUUUGUAGAAAUGUACUAUUAG